ACCCACGGACGGUUGACCCCUUUGAGAUGAUUGAAACCCCUCUGUGUUGUGAUGAUUAACUGUUGGGGACUGAUCUUGUGAUUAACUCAGCAGAUGCCGUGAUUGUUUGCCUUUCAAAAGAGCGGUAUGCUGGGUAGAAACCUCGACUGGAUGUUCAUUAUUUCACAACAGAUUUUAGAGCUGAAAGGGAACUCUACAGCAGUAUUCCAGACAGGAGAAAGAACACAGGUCCAGUCUAGGAACACGGGUUCAGACUUCUCUUCUGAAACUGAACAGAGCUGAGGUUUGAUGACUUUAUUCUGAGAAAAUCUGGAAAAAAGUGGAGCUUAACUGUGUCAGAUCUUUGUGUAUCGAUGCCUUUUGCCCUCUGUCUUCUGAUCCUGAUCCUAAUGGACUCCAGCGCUGGAGCUCCACCGGACAAGAAAACCCCGGAUGUAAGAGACGAAGACAUCAAUGUUUUUCUGAUGAUGGCGUGGCAAGUGGCUCGACACAUACAGCAGAAUUCCAGCUGUUAUGUGUGCGGUCUGAUGCCGUACACCGCCGGAGAAGGUUUACCUCUGAUGGCGUUACCGGCCUCUGACUGUGACACCUGCCACCUCCUCCACAUCCACACAUCCCAGUCUUACUCCCACCCCGACUGCCCUGAGAUCGCCAAAAUGAGGCCACUGAACUGCUCCGGAGGUCACGGAAACUGCGAUAGAUGCCUUCAAACGCCUAAACCUGUUCCCAUAAUGCUCAUCCCUCAGCCGUUCCCUUGGUGCCUCGAGAAUGAUGGGAAAACCCCCGUGGGACGAUCGGACUGCGUUCAUACGUAUAAGUGGGACCCGAAACAAACCCAGAGGGACUUUGAGUCUCUGAACGCUGCUCCUCAUCAGUGUUUGGACGCAGCCGGUUCAGCUCGGCUCAACGCCCUCGCCCAUCGUACGGCUAUGUGCUCCAUCUCGUCUCCCGUUGGGAUGUACUGGGUCUGCGGAAGCCUCGCGUACCCGUAUCUUCCGGUGGAUUAUAGCGGACGCUGUGGUUUGGCGUAUGUUGUCCCGGCUAUGAGAGUGGCCCGCUCGCUGCCGAAGAAACCUCAUCAUCGAAAGCGCCGUGGAGCUUCGGACAUCUUCGGGACGCACCAUCAGUCAGGCUUAAAGAACGUACUCGGCCCCCUUCUUCCUUUUUAUGGAGUCAUGUCUGCAUUAGAUCAAAUUUCUGAUCUGUCACACGCAAUAGAAACUAUAGCUAAUGAAACUGGGAGGGCGCUGCAACUCAUGUCCAGUGAACUGGCCUCUGUCCGACUACUGGCCCUGCAAAACAGAGCUGCUUUGGAUUUUCUUUUGUCUGCACAAGGGGGGACGUGUUCUGUUAUCGGCUCUGAAUGUUGUACCUUUGUGCCUGAAUACAAUGCAACGAUUAACGACAUAGUUAAUCACCUUCAUGUCACUGCUACAUCUGUUCACCAGGAGAGUAGUUCUUUAUUUGACUGGUUAAAACCUACUUUUGGAUCACUGACUCAUCGUUUUGUUGAAGGUAUGAUUAUUUUAGUUAUUGCUUUGGUAUUAUUGUCAUGUUUUGUAUCUUGUCUGAAAAAGUUCCUUUUCAAUAUUAAGUGAUGAAAAGAGAAUAUUAUUAAUAAAAAUUG
This is a messenger RNA of Sphaeramia orbicularis (orbiculate cardinalfish), 1627 nucleotides long. RefSeq names its product endogenous retroviral envelope protein HEMO-like. The record is from RefSeq and is a predicted model, not a curated record. The transcript is spliced from 2 exons. Bases 354 to 1598 code for a protein of 414 amino acids. NCBI's taxonomy places the organism in Eukaryota, Metazoa, Chordata, Actinopteri, Kurtiformes, Apogonidae.